Choloepus didactylus (southern two-toed sloth) is the source of this 4151-nucleotide messenger RNA. Its product is annotated as zinc finger protein 260-like. Lineage: Eukaryota; Metazoa; Chordata; Mammalia; Pilosa; Megalonychidae. The record is from RefSeq and is a predicted model, not a curated record.
CCGUGGUUAUUAGAGGAAGGAUUUCUAAACAGGAGCAAAACAGAACACUGCCACCAUGAGGAACUCAUAGAAAAGAGCCCAGAAAAACAAGAAAGACUCUUGUGGCAAGAUUUAUUUACCAACAAAAUAUUGACUACAGAGCAAGAGAAUAUCUCAGGAAUACCAUGCAAUCUGGACAUAAACAUUUUUCCUUCAAGAAUAAUGACUUCUGAUUGUGACACUGCACAACAUGCUUACCUUGGUGUAAGUUCCCUGGCCCCCUGCUGUCAGUAUUCAAGAGAGAAGGCUGCUGAGUGUGAUGAGAGAUGGCUCCUCAGUCUUAAGGAGGGUAGAAAUAACAAUGGAGAGAGAUGUUUUCAUUAUAAUAAACGCAUUAAAGCCCUCACUUCUAAGGAAGAAGUUAUUCAGCAUCAAACAAUUCAGACUUUGGAGCAACCCUUUAAUAAUAAUAAUGAUUGUGGUAAACCUUUCCUUGAGAAGGCUGCCCUUGUUACUUCUAAGAGUGUCUGCACAAAAGUGAAAUCUCAUAAAUGCAAUGAAUUUGGAGAAAACCUAUAUGAUAUAUCUACUCUUAUUGUCUCUCAGAACAUUUCUAAAGAGGAUAAGAGUCACCAGGAACUUAAUGAAUAUAAAGGUAAUGAAAAUGGGAAUGAUUUCAGUGGAAGCACUCAACUUCAAAGAACUGACAUAGAAGGGAACACUUUCAGACAAAAAUCACACUUUAGAGAACAUCAAACAAUUCACAUAGGGCUGAAACCCUUUGCAUAUGGAAAAAAUUUUGACCAUGAUUUAGCCCUUCCAGUGUAUCAGAAAACUCACACAGCAGAGACAUCCUCUGAUUAUAACACAUCAUCUGAUUAUAACACAUGUACAGAGACAUUCAGCUACCAGUCAGUUUUCAAUGUAAAUCAGAGAACUCACAUGUGGGUGAAACCCUAUGAAUGUCAUGAAUGUGGGAAAACUUUUGGUGAGAUGUCACUCCUAAGGAAACAUCAGAGAACACACACAGGAGAGAAACUGUAUAAAUGUGAUGGAUGUGAGAAAGCUUUCAGUGCAAAGUCAUGUCUACGAAUACAUCAGAGAACUCACACAGGGGAGAAACCCUAUAAAUGUGAUGAAUGUGGAAAAUCUUUCAGGCAGAAGUCAACUCUCAGAGGACAUCAGAGAACUCACAGAGGAGAAAAACCCUAUGAAUGUAAUGAAUGUGGAAAAGCUUUCAGCGGAAAGUCAGUCCUAAGAAGACAUCAACGAACUCACACAGGGGAAAAACCCUACAAUUGUAAUCAGUGUGGAGAAUGUUUCAGCCAGAAAUCUAACCUCAGAAUACAUCACAGAACUCACACAGGGGAGAAACCCUUUGAAUGCAAUGAAUGUGGGAAAUCUUUUGACUAUAAUUCAAUACUCAUAAUACAUCAGAGAAUUCAUACAGGGGAGAAACCUUUUGAGUGUAAUCAGUGCGAAAAAUCUUUCAGUCAUAUUUCAGACUUAAGGAAACAUCAGAGAACUCACACAGGAGAAAGACCAUAUAAAUGUAAUGAAUGUGGGAAAGCUUUCAAACUGAAAACAGACCUACGAAAGCAUCAUAGAACUCACACAGGGGAAAAACCCUAUGAAUGUAAUGAAUGUGGAAAAGCUUUCAGCGAGAAGUCAGUCCUAAGAAAACAUCAGGGAGUUCACACAGGAGAGAAACCCUAUAAAUGUGAUGGAUGUGAGAAAGCUUUUAUUGCAAAAUCAGGUCUAAGGAGACAUCAGAGAACUCACACAGGGGAGAAACCCUUUGAAUGCAAUGAAUGUGGGAAAUCUUUUGACUAUAUGUCAAUCCUCAUAAUACAUCAGAGGACGCACACAGGGGAGAAACCAUUUGAAUGCAAUCAGUGUGAGAAAUCUUUCAGCCGUAUGUCAGUGCUAAGGAAACAUCAGAAAACGCACACAGGUGAGAGACCAUUUAAAUGUGAUGAAUGUGGAAAAGCAUUCAAACUGAAGUCAGGCCUAAGAAAACAUCAUAGAGUUCACACAGGGGAGAAACCCUAUCAGUGUAAUCAGUGUGGAAAAGCUUUCAGUCAGAAAACACAACUCAGGGGGCAUUAUAGGAUUCACACAGGGGAGAAGCCCUAUCAAUGUAAUCAGUGUGGCGAAUCAUUUAGCCAGAAAUCAUAUCUCAGAAGCCAUCAGAGAACUCACACUGGGGAGAAGCCCUAUAAAUGUGAUGAAUGUGGAAAAUCUUUCAGACAGAAAUCAAGUGUCAGAGUACACGAGAGAAUACACACAGGUGAGAAACCCUAUGAAUGUAAUGAAUGUGGAAAAGCUUUCAGUGAGAAGUCAGUCCUGAGAAAACAUCAGAGAACUCACACAGGCGAGAAACCCUAUAAUUGUAAUCAGUGUGGAGAAUCUUUCAGGCAGAAAUCAAAUCUCAUAGUACAUCAGAGAACUCACACAGGGAGAAACCUUACAAAUGUGAUGCAUGUGGAAAAACUUUCAGUCAGAAAUCAAGCCUUAGAGAACAUCAGAAAGCCCACAUAAGGAUUCCAUAUUUGAAUUUAAAGAACAUGGGAAUAUCUGAGCUGGAAAUCAUACCUUACAGAAUCUCAGAGAACAUGGACAGGAAGGAAAUUCUUUGAAUAAAUACAUGUUGGAAGUUGCUCUCCAGAACAUCAAAUUUCUUUAAAUACCAGAGAACUUCACAAGAAAGAAUUUAUUGAAAUAUAUUUUAUUUGGACAUUCUUUCAGAGUACAGUCCCUACUGGGUAUCAGAGAAUUCACCAGAGAUAGAAACCCUAUAAAAAUAACUAAUAUGGGAAAGACUCUGAAUGUUAUCAGCCUUUUGGGAACUCAUAGAAAAACUCUGAGAAAAUAAUCAUGUGAACACUUUGUGCCAACAAACAUAACUCAUUAAUCAUCACAGAGAUAAUCUAGCAAGAAAAUGUAGAAUCUAGUGUGUAGUGACCGUGAGCCAAAAGCCUGCAUUCUCAGUACAACAGAAAAUAUGUGGAGUUCGGAGACCUGAUAGUAUAUGAAAAUACAUAAGAAAAAGAUUUUAUGAAGGUAAUGGAUGUGGAAAAUCUUUCAGUAUGUCAGCCCUCAGUGUUUUUCCCAAUAAGCAGAUAUUUACCAGUUUUCCCUUUUGACACACCUAGUCAGAAUUUUCCAACCACUCUUUCAUCUAAGUGGGAUCAUGUCACUAGCCUUUGACUACUGAAACAUAGGAGUCAGUGAUUAACAAAGAUACCUCUCAAAAUCUCAGUGUUGUCUCUUGUCCCUCGUCAGAAUGGAAAGGAAAUUAUCCACUGGUGAACCAUGGGACACAUGCACUGAUGAAAGAGUACUAGAUGGAAGGGCCGAGGUCAAAGAGUGACUUUGGAAUGGAGUUCUCUCCCAGUUACAGUUGGACUUUGUGUGAUGAGGAAUUUGUUCUCUGCUGAGCUGCAGGUUCUGUGUACUUGAUACUGACAUAUAAUCAAAAUAGGUUAAUGAAACUUACGAAUAUGACUUCUGUGAGACAUGCAAAGUCAGUGUAUAUCAGAAAAUUCACACAGGAAAACCCAUGACAACAUCCUAACUGAUCAUAAAGUCUUAUUAAGAAUUAUUCUCUGUUACUAAUCAGGUAAAUAUCAGAGGAGAAAUCUAACAUUUCAACACAUAGGAAACCCUUUGCCAAAGAUAUGGUAGAUCCUUGAUUAUCAGUUCAUUGAGUUUUGCAUGUGUGAAAGUUCAACUGUCAAACGUUACUACUUCUCAUAGUUUUCUCUGAGAGAAAUUUAUAAAUGUAAGUAAUAGUUCAUAUCUAGAGAUUGUUCUACACAAACACUUCUGUCACAUGUAAUGUAAACACUUUUAAUGAAAUAUAACCAUAUUGAUUCAUAGACAUUCAGUAGUGUAAGAAGCUUCAAAAAAGAUCAAGAAAUAAAGAGAAUAUUCUGAAGAGAACAGCAUUGAAUGUAUGUGAAUACUCUCUUGAUUUUUCUACUGUUUUUAUAUGUGAGUAUGUAUAUGUCAUGGCACUAAAAAGUAUUUCUUUGAUAUGUGUACUGGAACUCAGCAUCUUUGUAAUAAAAUUCUGUACCCCUUGCUUAAUAACUAUGCUGACUUCAGCUACAAUUUGCCACACAUAUAAAAACAAAUAAACCUUUACAGGAAAUAUCUGAAAGUUCAAA